UGGCUCAAUCAGCCAAUAUUCCACGUGCAAAGACGCGUGUGUGACGUGGAGACGGCUCAUGGCCGCACCUGAAGGCUCCGUCACAUUCAAUGUUCGCGCCGACACCAGCUUCGGAGACAGGAUUGUGCUGGUUGGCAGCGGCGAUGCUCUAGGAAACUGGAAUCCGUGUGACGGGGGCGUUGAGCUCACCACGACGGAGAAGGACUAUCCGGUGUGGAAGUCACCCACGAUCAAGCUUGGAAAGGGGGCAGAGUACAAAUACGUUCGGUUGAAGUGCGAUGGAGAUGCAGUUUGGGAGUUUGAUGGUGGAAAUCGUCAGAUCUCUGCAGAGGAUUUGACACAGUCCUCCUCCAUUGUCGUCGACGAUGGCUUUUUUGGUGAGCUUCUGGGAGAUCACUUCUCCUAUCCCGAGGUGCUCUCAAAGCAAGUGCACCGUGGUUCCUCUUUCGACCGCAAGCCUGCGGAAAAUGCCCUGCAGUUGGUAGUUGUAGGCGAUGAUGUGGCUGCUGGUCAUGGAGCGGCGGGCUACAAGGGUUGGUCUGCAGAAUUGGGCAGGCUGCUGAAUGAGCAGUUCGGAUAUGGCUACAGCAAUGUUGCGGAGAUCGGCUUCAACAUGCAGGAGGCUUUGCGGAGAGGUCUCACAGAAUUGCUGCCAAAGCCGCCUCCACAGGUUGUUGUGAUUGCCUUCAGCGCAGAGUUGCGAUGGUUGGCCAACUGCCCAGAUUGGGAGAGGCAGACAAUCUGCGACAACACCAUAAAGGCCAUGGCCGCCCUUGUUGCAGACGCCUGGGAUGCUGGCAUCAUGCCUGUCCUUGCCGGCUUUUGCCCUCAUGAGAGCUUCGAGAGGGAGCAGGCUGAUCUGCUGCGGCGAGCAGAUUCGGAGAUGAGAAGCUUGGGAGCUCCUGUACUGGAUUGGCUCCACGCGCUUAGCCCGGGCGGCGACAAGUUCGGGAAAUGGACUGAUGGUCUUGCAAACUGCAACCUGUACCCCAACACCACUGGGCACCAGCGCAUGCUGGCCUCAGUGAACCAAAGCAUCUUUGAGCCUUUGAAGGUAAAGGAUUUGCUGAUGAAGAGAGCUGCGGAGAUGGCUGAUGUAUGGCGGCUGUGUUUCCAGGACGGAAGGGGGCUGGAGAUUCACUACUGCUUGGCUCGGAAGGAAGUGCAGGUAAGCAAUACGACACAGGACGUGUAUGAACUUAAUCCUGGCUGGGGCGAGAUGCAAUCAAGCCUUGCCGCGACUUUCACAGAAGCACCCUGGACACUGCGAAGGGGUCUCUACGUAAGGUUUUCGGAUGACCAGGAAGCUCUCUUUUCUCUCUUUCUAGGUGAUUCUGGCACGCUGCAGUCCGGUGGUAAAGUUCCAGCUGGCAGCACUGUGAAGCUGCGGCUUGUGGACAGCAAGCUCCAGGGAUUGCCGGCGGGCAGCACCAAGCUCUUCUGCGAUGACAAUCUGCAGGUUGUGAGGACUGCUGAAGGGCGCCUUCAGCUCUUCAACCAAGCCAAUUGUGAGUACAACGUGCACCCAAUGUGGUAUGACGUGCGACAAGCAACCAAAGCUGUGCAGCACGGAGUUUAUGAAGAUGCAUCAGGACUGCCUUUCCGGACGGCCAUCAUUUCCUGCCACGGACUGCAGUCUCGCGUGAAAGUGCCUGCCAAGUCUGCGGUGGAACUGUGCAGAGUUGGCGACCUGAAGUCGAUCCAGCAAGUUGCCGUGCUUCCUCUUGGCGACCGAUGCUCCACUCGCAUGCUGCUGCACAAGAUCGAAUUUGACGGCCCGUGCUAUCCAUUUGAUCUGACCAGAACAACUAGUCUGGCAGAUGUGGCAGAUAUGGCUGCCACAGGCUUCGAGGACAUGUGGAACCCGGACUGUCUGUACUAUGAUGGCGAUGUUGGGCGAAUAUUCCACCGGAAAUGGAAUGGCCUAUCCUUUGCCCAUGAGGUGGAGUAUGAGCAGGGCGAGGACCCUAUUGGCAACUUUGCUCCGAUUGUGGAAAGAAUGAGGAAGAGAUACACCAGCAGAGCGGCUCGUUUCGAGUGGGCCUGCAAGAAUGCCGACAGCGUACUCUUCGUUCGAACUGGCGUGGCCUCCAGAGCCGAAGUGUCGGAUCUUCUGUCACGGAUGCAGCAGCGCUAUCCUGACCUCCAAGCCAAGCUGCUGCUCAUAUCGGAUCAAGACACUGGCGAGUUUAGCGGGUUGGCCAACGUGACGCACAUCCGGGAGAGCUUUGAUCCUGACAGGAUGUAUGAGGAUAUGAACUACUGGAUUAACUGUGCACAUCGCUUUCGUGGGAUCUUGGAGGGAGUUGGAAUCACAGCCCGAAACCUCUACUGGUGCCCAAAUAAUCUCAAAGAAGCCGAGAAGGAGCUCGAAGGCGCUGCCGAGAACGGCAAAAAGGAAUCUGGCAAGGAAUCUGGCCUCAAGGCCACAAAGCUGACGUCAGAAAUCGCAAAAUUUUCCCAUGCUAACCUGUACGAGCUGCAUCAGGUACACAUAGAAAUGUCCGAGGCUUAGGGCCUGCAGCACCUAUGCUCAAUGGCCUAUCCAGGAAUCGAGCGUCACCAAGGAAGUUCGAGAAAGACAGUCCCAAGAAGGAGACUCCUGCAGCAACAGGAUUUUUGUAGACAAGACGGGGCCCAUGCCCCUUUCUGGUCUGGCGCCCGUUCGCAAGCCUCAUGGUGGCCGGAUGCGCCUUCUUCCAUAGCCAGCACUGAAGGUAGGGAAGGUUCAAGGAGAAGCUCGGUCCGCGCUUCAUGGCAUAGUGCUUAACUUCCCAACCUUUUGUGCUUUAGUUUUCUAUCUAGCAAAACAGGGCAACCAUAGCAGCAGCCUUAGCAGCCUUGGCAGCCUUGGCAGCCUUGGCAGCCUUGGCAGCCUUGGCAGCCUUGGCAGCCUUGGCAGCCUUGGUAGCCUUCAGGCACCUGCGUGGCUGGCGCUAAAUAUAAUUUGUAGACAGGUUUUGCUGCUCGCCGGUCAAACAUGGCCGGGUCUGUGGCAGAGGUCGCUUAAAGUGAGAGGGGAUAUUUUUCCAGCCGCAAGCUCCAGGCUCCAACUGUACAGAGAGGAGAAACGCCAGGGCGUGGGUGCUUGGGUCGUUGUGUCGUUG
Effrenium voratum is the source of this 3107-nucleotide messenger RNA. NCBI's taxonomy places the organism in Eukaryota, Dinophyceae, Suessiales, Symbiodiniaceae. The record is from the annotation of a GenBank genome assembly.